Rhipicephalus microplus (southern cattle tick) is the source of this 6810-nucleotide messenger RNA. Its product is annotated as acid sphingomyelinase-like phosphodiesterase 3b. Gene Ontology annotation, molecular function: phosphoric diester hydrolase activity. The record is from RefSeq and is a predicted model, not a curated record. Lineage: Eukaryota; Metazoa; Arthropoda; Arachnida; Ixodida; Ixodidae.
CCUCCAAAAUAUGUGGGACGCAGCACGCGCUACUCGAUGACCAGCGUUGUGGCCUUUUCACGCCAGCUGUUGUUCGAAUCGGCGCCUUUGCGCGGCGUCGCCGCGCGGGGUGUUGGUGCUGAAGUACGGCGAGAUCUUGGCGCAUGGCCAAAAUAUCUGUUAGUCGACAAACAACUCGACUGCGACGAUUCAUCGUCGGCGCCGCUGUGAGGAAUACAAUGGCAAUCCGAGCCGCGCUGCUGCUGUUCUUCUGCGUCGCGUUGGUGCGGCUGGCGUCUACAGUGUACGUGACAAGAGCGCAAGACGAUGUUGGCUACUUCUGGCAUGUGUCUGACUUCCAUGUGGACAAGGACUACACGACGAGAGGAAGUCGUGACCAGGCAUGUCACCUUGUCGCGAACCGUACAAUCUUGGACAACAUUGGGGCCUAUGGCGACUUCCUGUGUGAUGCUCCGAAACUGCUGGCUCAGUCGGCUGUCGAGGCCAUGGAACAGAUACAUCCGGCGACAGACUUUGUUCUGUGGACAGGUGACAACCUGCCUCACGUGAGUGGUGUCACUUGGGCCGACAUGUACAACGAGACACGUUACAUUGGAGAACUUCUCUGGCACUGGGCACAGCGGCACAAGUCAUUCGUAGUGCCUACCUUAGGCAACCAUGACUGGGUUCCGGCAAACGCUAUGGAGGCCAAGAACACCACCCUCUACCGAGGUUUCCUUACCCGCGGUGGCUUCAACCAAUUGCUCCCAGAGGAUGCUUGGGCAACAUUUGAACAAGGUGGCUACUACAGCCAACAGCUGUCGAACAAAAUCCGUCUGGUGUGCCUCAACUCGGUUCUGUGGUACUCAUCCAAUAAGGGGGAGCGACCGGGACUCAGUGACCCUCAGAUGGCCUGGCUGCGAGACCAGCUGCACGAUGCUCAGCAACGGAAACAAAAGGUGUUCAUCUCGGGCCACGUUGGACCGGGCUACUACAGCCGUGCCCUUGUUGGUCAUUCUGCAUCCGUGGUUUUCUUUGAUGACAUUAACGAGAGGUACCAGGACAUGAUUGCACAGUACAAGGAUGUUGUGGCUGGGCAGUUCUUUGGCCACCAGCACAUGAAUGCUUUUGUCAUCAUUUCAGACAAAAAUGGCUCGCCGGUCAGCACGAUGCAUUUGGGUGGAUCAGUGACUCCGUGGGGCAGCAAGGACCCUGUCUACCGCACUCUCUCCGAGCCCACAAACCCCUGCGUGCGACUCUACACGUAUCGCCGGUCCACCGGGGAACUUCUCGACUACAGCGUCUACUACCUCGACCUUGACAAGGCCAAUGCAGCUGCUGCUUCUCAGCAACAGGCCAAGUGGGAGUUUCUGUACUCGGCAUGUAAAGAGUUUGGGCUGCAGGACCUGAGCACGGCAUCUAUGGUGGAGUUGGCACACCGAAUCACUAGCUCACCAGAACUGCUCACUCGGUACAUCAACCUUAGCUCGGCACUCAAGGACACUGGCCCGUGUGACGCCGCCUGCCGCCAGGCAAUGCUCUGCGCCAUCCUGGGAUCCCGCCACGAUUCUCACGCUGCCUGCAUUUCCCAAGGAAGCAAAGUUCACACUCUUGCCGUGCAGAUGGACGAACAUGGCAAGAGCACCACGACGGUUCGCGACGUGCUUGUCGGCUUGACGGUGUCCAUUGUGAUUGUGGUGGGCAUUGUGCUGGUGGUGCGUGCCAAAAGGGCACGCAUGAUGCAGGGACCCCGAUACGGACGCUUCAGGUGAUGCGUAUGCAAAGGUAGACUGUUGAGGUUUAUGUUUUGUUGUUAUCGUGCCUGUUGGAAGCCUUCAGUUUACCCUUAUUACUACUGACACCGUGGCGUGUGACCAACUUUGCCUGCGUCUUGGUCAUUUAAAACAUUUGUGUUGAAUUCGUUGUCACGUUUGUGCGGGACUUUUAUUGAAGGCCUUAUUUUUGGCACGUUGGCAAUAUAUGGCAAUAAGACAAGAUAUAAUGAUGCAUUAAUACAAUAAUAAUGCUUGUGUAUGUACUAGCUGUAGAGAACUGAGCCUUCUGGAACUGUGAUCAAGCAAAAAGUGAUAUAUGGGCUUGUUUUUGUCAGCUGGCUUGCCAAUAUUGUAGUGUAGUUUAAAGGCAAACAGACAUUUCAAUUUACGUUUAUUACGCCUGCAGUUUUUUUUGGGGACAAUUUACGAAGUGAUGUGUUGACUUCAUUAUAUAUUUUUCAAGCAUCGAGUAGUUUCUGCGACCUGGCUACUGAAAAAUAAUUUUUGAAAUUCCCAGCUACCACAACCAGCUUAUUUUGUGGACGGAAAAUUUUGGAGCUUAUUUUUUAUUGCAACAAUGAAAUAACUAGAAAGUUAUGAGUAAAAGGUUAAGGUAUAUAAAUAAGGUCAUUGCAAAGAAAAAUGCAAGCACUACAUGUACAGUCGAGCCCACAUAUAACGGUCCCACUUAAAACGAACAAUAUCCGCGUGACCGUGAAAAUAUACAUUGGUUCAAUUGUUUUAACGGCACAAAAUCGUACUUACAACGAACGUCUCCUAGCGCCGCUGAUCGGUUACAGCGAAUGAAGUCGGCGCUCUGCCGACUUCCAGAGAAACCACUUUCGAUCACCGAUCGGGCAACGGCGAGGUGCCCAUACAUUCUUAUUGUUAAACGCCGACCCUGCCUCCGCACCCCUCUAGUUGCUGCUUUCCCCCGACCGCUUUUCGUUACCCGCCCUUCCGUCCUUUGUUCCCCCGCUACUUUGAGCACCCCGCAUCGCCAGACGAGGCCUGUGUUUUCACACUGCCACUGAUCUUUCGAAGACCGGUCGGCCAUCUAACCUGUUUUUGAUCGCUAGGUACUGUCGUUGGCGUCGCCGGCAUGGAGUGACCAGACCAUUUGCCAACAUCGUCAGCCACCGACUGUAUUCGAUCGUCUGCGUCUAGUGCACACGCGUAUGCUACCCUACCGACUCUGAUAAUUGGUGAUUCGUUUCCUGUCUAGUACUUGUUCUCGCUCACUUCGUACUCGGCUCAACAUGCCCUCCUCCGCAUGCCUGUGGAAGCGCGAAAACGGCUGUUAAUUUGCGCGGAACGAAUCGCGACAUAUCAAAGUUAGUGAGGCCACGCAAAACCACUGGCGCAACAAAACGAUUUUUUGACCCCGGCCGCUGAUUCUUUUAACACCGCAGCGCGCACCGAUCCAUGAGGCCGUGCUUGACUUCUGCGCUGCGCAGGGACUCUUUCAAGUUUUUCUACGUGCGAGUUGCGCGUUUCGCGGAACUUUGAAGCAAGCUACCCAAACUGCUUCUUCCCGUGUGUUUUGGUUUUCUAGGUCGCUCUCCCGCCGCAUCCUCCCCUCCCUUUAUUCUAUUGCAACAUCUUGCCCUUCUUUCGCAAAUUUGCUCUCCUCUCUUGAUCACAACCCCUUCGCCCGUCUCCACCGCUCCUGCGACCCCAGCCACGCUGGCUCGAAUUAGUUUCGUUCUCUGACUGGAAAUGGGCCCAGAGCUGUUCCACGCGUUCUGGCAUGUGUGUCACGUGUGCGCGUCUUGCUUGCUCUUGGUGUGUGUGUGUGGUCAGGAUGGCAGACAGGAGGACUUGCACGCUUUUUCCUGCCACUCAACAAAACGUCAAAAGUGUGACCGCUUGUCUUGAACGUAAUUCGCGCGUUAGGUACCGCGUUGCAGAGAACUUGCUCAUAGCUGUUGACCACCUGGCAGCCAGCUUGCCGCUCCGGGGGUCCCGGUAUUCAGCUGUGGAGAUGGUUAAUAUUUCGUGGGCGGCAGUGGCGGCUACAGCACAAAACCGUCUCCGCAAGGCCGACUUCAUCGACGUUGGGCCCGAUGCCGAGCGUGAAGCUUCUGAACAGGAUCACUCCGGCAGCGAUUUGUAGCAGCGCGUUGUCGGCUCCAACCUGGAAAGCGGGUGGGACAUCUGUUGCGAUGGUUUAAUUACGGCCGAUGAUGAUGCAGACACUGCGGAACCGUGCACGAAUUAGGGCAUUGUGAAUGAGGUACGUGGCGAGAGCGAUUUGGAGAGAUCGGAUUGCGAGAACGACAAAACUUUGGAGCCAGUGCCUCAUGCAGCUUAUGCCACGGGCCUCGGCGAACGAGCACCCUGCUGUUCUAAAAAAACUCAAAACCAUCCUUGUCGCUUCUGCUCUUCAAAACACGUGCAUCACGGACUUUUUCGGACAAAAAAAGUUUGUGUUUUCACUCGCAACUUUUUUAAAAGCUGUGUUUCAUUUACUAGGAACUUCGGGAUACAGCGAACGGAUGAUGCUGUCACACUCAGGUUCGUUAUAAGUGGGCUCGACUGUACACACAGUAUCUUCUUAAUGCACAUUCAAAAGAUCCUUAGUAGAAAGCCUUUUUUUUUUUUGCAUAUGAGAUUUUUUAUAUUGAUUAUUACUUUGCCAUUAGGAAAAAAAAAAGCUGUUCAGUUAUUUUACAUGGAUUCUCCUUCGAUAUUUUUUUAAAAACUUUGUUAUACUUAUAAGUUGUGCCCUCUCUACAAUAAUUCUAAUGGAUUGGCAUUGUGUACAAAGUAAAUAAAUAAAUAAAGUUUACUUAGUACUAGGGGCUUCAAGACAUCAAGUAUUUCAGCAUUACUGAAAGUUUGUUUUCUUAUUAUGAAAUUGUAAUCCAAGAUAUUGCACAUAUUCAUGAGUUAUUCAUAAGAAUUCAGAUACUCCAUCAUCAUUGGCGCAUGUUCACUUGAAGGAUGCCUUCAAAAACCAUCUUGAAUACAGACCAAACGUUAUGAACUGUGGGCCCAUGUCAUUUGGCCAGCAGUCACUGUAUGCACGGUGCACUUGGGAGUGUAAUCAAGGGAUUAUGUAUGAUUUUACUGGACAACAGGAAGCUAUUCCCUCUAUUUGGCACUUGGAGGUGCAGGAACUGAAAGGCACUAGCUGACACACUUGCAACAAAGCGUGACAAGUUUGCGGCACCCUAAACGCACACUUUCCACAACUGCGGGAAAAGGCAGCAUUUCUGUGUAUAGCUGUAAUGCGAUUCACGUGGAGAAAAUGAAGCGAAAUGGAACACAAGCAGAAGGGAUGCCAAUCAUAAGUUAACACUAGUUCUGGGCUGAAUUCAUGGAAGAUUCUCGGGUGAAGAAAAAUAAAUAGGAAAUUACUAAAAAAGGGUAUUUGGCCUUUUUCGUUUGCAUCUUCCUACUUCUCAUCUUUCAUGCCAAAAUUUUCAGGAUUUGUCCUUUUUCCUUUUCAUCUCCCUACUUCUCAUUUUUCGUACCGAAAUUUUCAAGAUGAACAUAUUUGAAUGAAUGAAGCCAUCAGCGAAUUCUACUAAAUGUGGAUACAUACAAGCAUUUUUAGAAGUAGCAAAAAUAGAAAUGUGAAUUUUCUGAUGUUUUGAUAUCCUUCAGAGUAUGCUUCUGAGAGGAGUUGUGGACCUAGCAUGUAAAUUAUUCGUCGAAAAAGAUUGUAAAAUAUUUUGUGUACGGCAUUAUAGUGACGCUUUUAAAUGGGAAUACACAAUGCUGUAGCCCCGAAACACACAGAGGUAAUACUAGCAUUCCCUUUUUCCUGACCAUUUCAGCCCAGCAAUGGAAAAGCUUGCAUGAGAAUAGUGUUUGCACUUAACUUGUGUACUCGGAAAUUUUUUUAAGGCAGUCAGAAAGCUAUUCGUUGUGCGUGGUGACUGCAGGCAGAGGAUUACUUCAUUAUUGGUUGACUGUAUUGGUGUGUGUGUGCAAGGGCUACAACAAAGGCGAGCCAAGUCUGGUUUGGUACAAUGGUACAACAGCAUUUGUUGCAGUUGUACAGCCAUAUUACCAGCAGUGACUGUUGAUUGUCAUGUAUAGUUGUGUUUUGUUAGUAUAUUUCAUCAUAAACGUAAACAGUCAGCCUUGUCAAUGUGCCAGUGCCUUUUGAAAACAUGUGCUAGUAAUGCAACGCAUUGAUUGUCAAGGUAGCAAGGCUUGCAUACAUACCGGUAGACUCUGGGAGUAGUUAGCACAUGAACAUUGUUGCUUUGCCAUGCAAAAUUGAUCUAAGAUGUCUUGUAGGGAGAUGUAGUGCUGGAACAAUGGGCGAUUGAUAGCUAAGUGGCACGUGAAGAUACAGUGUCAUAUGUAUAUCAUAACACUUGCAUUUAAUGUCACUGUGUGAAACUGGGAUUGUUAGUUUCUGGUGUAUACAUAGUUGAAUGAACAGUGUAGACAGGACAAAAAGAGGUAGAAUUCCAUGCACGUGCGAACACAGUGCUUUAAGUUGGCUCAUUCAUGAAGGGUCUUGUCAUUUUGUGAGAACUGCAGCAUCCAAACGAAUUUCAGGAUCUUAGUUCUUUUGGCAGUGGCAUGGCAUGCGUGAGAGCUGAAUUUUCAGACAUUAAAUGUACAGGCUAUAAUUAUUGUUUUGUACCCAUGUGCAAGGCAAAAGAGUUCUAAUUUCUGUGCAUCGACAGCAGGUGUUUCUCACGUGCAUUACAGUUCAUCAGAGUGCAUUACAGUUUAGAACUUUUUAAACUAAGUCAACAGUAAAAACCUGUUUGAUUUCUGUGAGAAUGUUUAUGCUUUUCUGAUUUAUGUACACUGAUGCAAUAGUGGGUUGUUGUGCAUGUGUGCUAAGGUGGAGACUAUUCCUGCCAGUUGUUGAAGCUAGUCGUGGUUCUGCAGAACUGCAUUGUGGUUUGAAUAAGCCCUGUCUAGACUUACCCCAAAUGACUGUUUGUUUAGAUGUUAGUUGGUAAAAUACAGGAAGCAUUCAAUUAGUAACAGUAGUAGUUUAUAUAUUUGUACAUUUGUGAUGCUAUUUUGCACAGAGAACACUGUAAUUUAGUGUUUGUUAUAAACAUGUUUGUGAAUACGA